Messenger RNA from Histoplasma capsulatum G186AR, 1991 nucleotides. RefSeq names its product peptidyl-prolyl isomerase cwc27. The transcript has a single exon. Bases 198 to 1991 code for a protein of 597 amino acids. Gene Ontology annotation, biological process: protein peptidyl-prolyl isomerization; protein folding. The record is from RefSeq and is a predicted model, not a curated record. Gene Ontology annotation, cellular component: catalytic step 2 spliceosome. Gene Ontology annotation, molecular function: peptidyl-prolyl cis-trans isomerase activity. Lineage: Eukaryota; Fungi; Ascomycota; Eurotiomycetes; Onygenales; Ajellomycetaceae.
AAUGGAUUUGCAUCCACACCUACAAUUUCCACUACGGUUGAUUAGAACGUUCGCCAUACGUUCAGGUCAAGCCAUCACCGAAACCUUUCAGAGUUAGUUGCAACACUCCGCUUUGUUACACCUCUACAGAAAUACCGGGAGAAGAUAAGGGUUCGUUGUGCCUCAAAUCUCCAGAUCCUGGAGAAAGGCUUCGCGUAAUGUCAUCGCACUAUAAUACGGAGCCACCACCAACUGCCUCCGCCACCCUCAUCACCACUGCUGGUCCUCUCCACAUCUCCCUCUUCGCGAAACAAACGCCUCUCGCAUGCAAAAAUUUCCUUCAGCAUUGCUUAGACGGGUACUACAAUGGGACAGCCUUUCACCGCGUCAUCCCGGACUUCAUAAUCCAGGGCGGCGACCCAACGGGAACAGGCUCGGGAGGCUCAUCGAUCUACGAAGAUCCAGAGUUCGAAUUCGACUCGCGCGAUGGGGAAAAGGUUUUGUUCAGAGAUGAAAUACACAGCAGACUACGAUUCAACCGCCGUGGGUUGGUCGGGAUGGCAAAGGCAGAAGAUGGGACGUAUGGAAGCCAGUUUUUCGUGACCCUCGGAAGUAAUGCGGACAGGCAGUUAACCGGGACGUGUACGAUGUUUGGACGCAUUGAAGGGGAUAGUAUCUAUAACGUAGUAAGGAUUGCAGAGGGGGAUCUGGUGGAAGGAACUGAGCGGCCCGUGUAUGCCGUAAAAGUUACGGGGUGUGAAGUGGGCGAUUUGGGUCCCUUCAAGGAUGUUUUAAGGAAGCGCGAAAAAGUCGCUGUUGCCGCGCCGCAGAAGCAAGAGGGAGUAAACCGCGACGUGCCUAAUAAGAGGAAAAAGGGCAAAGGCGCAAAAGUAUUAUUGAGUUUUGCGGACGAUGAAGAAGAGGAUAUGACGCAUGCAACACAGAAAAUGAAGAAGCCUAAGUUCAAUACCAACCUCAUCACGUCAGGAGAAGGAGCAGUGCCGGAACAAAACGAGAGCAUGCAGGAACAUAAAAAACAAACUAAAGUUGCAAGGGCUUCCCCUACACACAAAAACCAAGCUGAUAUCGACGUCCAACAACUGCACCCAAAUAGGCGCAGAUCUGUCUCCCCCUCAAAAUCACCGCCCGUAAGCCGGAUACCAACACGAGACCCUAACACCCAACUCCCUCUUCCGGACCCGGAGGCCCCAUCUCGCUCUCAAUCUUCCUCCCCCGACCCUCCCGCAAAGCGAUCAGCUUUAUCACGUACCACCGCCGAAAUAGAUGCGCUCAAAGCAUCCAUGCGUCGCAACGUCACCAAAACCACAGAACCUACACGUAAAAAGUCUGCGCUUGACUCUUUGAUCCCAGAAACGUCAAUAAGAGGCCGUCGACGCCCAACCUCGGGCAGCACCAACGGGGCUGGAUUAGGGAACGGGACAUCCCAAGAUAGCGAGGCAAUGAGGAUGUUCAAUGCAUUCAAAGCUCGUUUAGAACAGGCUGAUCUAAUGUCAAGUCGAUCAAAAAUGACUGAAAAAGCAGAUGACUCUGAACAUGCAAAUUCCAGACAACUCAAAGGAAAGAAACCCCAAUCUGCCAAUGCGGCAGAGGAUAAAAAAGGGAGUGGAGAUGGAGAAGAAGAAAAAGAAGAAGAAGAAGCAGAAGAACAAGUCUGUGACCUCCAUUUCAUCGCAAACUGCCAAUCAUGUCGCACGUGGGACACGACUGCCAUCGCCGCGCAGGACGACACCGCCCAAAACCACGGCCGAGAGGAUGACGACAACCCAAUUGACUGGAUGACGCACCGACUGACCUUCGGCAAGGACAUGCUGGGCAAGGAUCUGAAUUGGAAGCGCACGCAUGAGGACGUGGAUGGGCUUGUGGUGAUUGAUCCUCGCGAGAAGGAGAAGGAGGUCGGUGGAGGCGGUGGUGCCGGGAGGCGGCGAGAGCGGGAGCGGCAGCGCAAGUUGGGGUCGGGACAUCGAAGGGAGUGGGAUGGGAAGGGGCGGUAA